AUGAUCGACCAGAGGACGACGUUGCACCGCAUGGUUCGAGUCAAACAAGCCCGUGCACCUGGGCCUGCGCCUUUGACCCUGGAUUUCCGAACGGUCACUGCAAUGCAGAUCCAGACGGAAACUAUUGUACUGCAGCCUUCGAGUGCAAGCGCAAAAGCAGACGCAUCCUUCAUGAUACCUAAGACCACACUGGUUCUGGCAAUCAUUAUCGCCUGCCUGUCCCUUGCACUGAUUCUACUGAUCGUCAUCGUCCUGUAUCGCCGACAUCACCAGCGGAAGAACAAACAGACGACUGAAUCUCGGUCUAACGCAUUCGAUUCUGAUUCAUUCGUUGAGAAGAGGAGAUCGUUGGACAAGGAGCGGUUUGGAAGCGACGAGAAGCGCAGCCUGCAAUCUCCGAAUACGCCUUCGACGGCAUCUUCACGGACUCCUAUCGUUGGAUGGCGUACCCCAAAUAGCGCAACACCUCUUCGAGUGACGAACGACGAAGGAUCCGAAAGCGAAUACGAAGAAGACAAAGAUCCUUCGCGACGAUAUACGGCGGACACCAUUGAAGGCGCCUAUUCGAGCCAACCUAUCAGGCUGACCGAAUUUGCCGCGAAAGAGAAGGCAAAGAGAAAGGCCGACAAGAAGGCCAGUGAUUUCAGCUCAGCGCCUCAGCCUUCCGUUGCAGGGCUCAAGUUGAAGACCAAAUUCAAAUCCAAGUCACGCCCGUCAUGGCUCAAACCAGUCACGACGACGGGCCAGAACCAGACCCAACGCACAGAGGACACAGGCCGGUCGCCUCCACCUGCGUAUGCAGUGGCAGCAGCCACUAGCCAGGGGUAUCAGUCUCCGCACCUCGUGCCGAUCCCACCUCUUCUCCCGCCGCAGAAGUCCAGGUACAACAUGGAGGUGCCGCCGCCUACCCCGCCAGCAAGUCGCAAAUCGCAUGCUUCGUCUGGGACUGCCGUCACCUCAGAGCAAGCUCCAGAAUCGGGUCAAUUUCUUACGGUCAAGAACGAUGAGCCUGCGCCGGUUCUGAGCCCCGCACGCUCCGAGUCAUUCGCGCCAAAAGACCUGGUCGCGCCUCCAGCACCAGUGCACUCGCCUCCGUGGUCGGCCAAGCUCUCGCCGCCCAACUCCGCCCUGUCUGAUUCCUCUCUCGGUACGCCUACGACGCCGAAUGGGACAAGGGCCCCACGCCUGAUGAACGUCGUCGCACCGUUCGUACCCACACUGCCAGACGAGCUGCGUGUCAAGGUCGGCGACACCGUGCGCGUGUUGCAGACGUAUCGCGACGGGUGGUGCUUCGUGCAGUUUGUUGGCAAGGCGGACGCGCCAAAGGGUGUCGUGCCCAUCGUGUGCUUGCGAGACCGCCAGAGGUUCGUAGUGCACAAGGGCAAAGGGGGUGUUGGUGGAAUGGGUUCGUUAGGCGGGAGUAAAGGCUCGAUAUCGAGCUUGAAUAUGGGCUGGCGGUGA
Molecule: messenger RNA, 1461 nt
Organism: Cyclocybe aegerita
Lineage: Eukaryota; Fungi; Basidiomycota; Agaricomycetes; Agaricales; Hemipholiotaceae
Source: the annotation of a GenBank genome assembly